AUGAAAUUUCCAAUCGAGACUCCAAGGAAACAGGUGAACUGGGAUCCUCAAGUGACUGUUCCGGCAGCUGUCCCCUCGCCUUGUGAGCCUGAGGCCAACAAGAACAAGGCGCACCAGCCAGGGCCACGGCUCUCUAUUUCCUCCCCCCGGACAACUGUGAUCGCCAGCAUGGAAGCCCCAUCGCAGGGUUUGCAGACGGUCAUGAAGUGGAAAACAGUGGUGGCCAUCUUCUUUGUGGUUGUGGCCUACCUGGUCACGGGGGGACUUGUGUUCCGUGCCCUGGAGCAGCCCGAAGAAAGCAGGCAGAAGAACAGAACAGCCAAUGAUAAGGCAGAUUUCCUUCUGGAGAACAAAUGUGUAUCCCAACAGGAGUUGGAGGAAUUGAUUAAGCGGCUCAUUAAUGCUACCAAUGCAGGAGUCAAUCCUGUUGGAGAUCCUUCUAACAGCAGCAGCCACUGGGACCUCGGAAGUGCCUUUUUCUUUGCUGGAACCGUCAUCACGACGAUAGGGUAUGGAAACAUUGCUCCAAGCACAGAAGGUGGAAAGAUUUUCUGUAUUUUGUAUGCUAUCUUUGGGAUUCCACUCUUUGGCUUUCUGCUUGCCGGCAUUGGCGACCAGCUCGGAACCAUCUUUGGGAAGGGCAUCGCACGAGUGGAAAAGGUUUUUCGAAAGAAGCAAGUGAGUCAAACAAAGAUCCGGGUGAUCUCCACAAUCCUCUUCAUCCUGGCCGGUUGUGUCGUCUUUGUCACUAUUCCUGCCGUCUGUUUCAAAUAUAUUGAAGAGUGGUCAGCCUUGGACUCCUUUUACUUUGUGGUUGUCACUCUGACCACAGUUGGCUUUGGCGAUUUUGUGGCAGGAGGAAAUGCUGAAAUUCCUUACCGGGAGUGGUACAAGCCCUUAGUAUGGUUCUGGAUCCUUGUGGGUCUUGCAUAUUUUGCUGCUGUCCUCAGUAUGAUCGGAGACUGGUUACGAGUUCUUUCAAAGAAGACUAAAGAGGAGGUUGGUGAAAUAAAAGCCCAUGCAGCUGAAUGGAAAGCCAACGUGACUGCAGAGUUCAGGGAAACACGGCGGCGGCUGAGUGUGGAGAUCCAUGACAAGCUCCAGAGGGCAGCCACCAUUCGGAGCAUGGAGCGCAGGCGCCUGGGGCUGGACCAGAGAGCUCACUCACUGGAUAUGCUCUCUCCAGAGAAACGUUGUGUCUUUGCUGCCUUGGACAGUGGCCACUUCAAGGCUUCAUCUCAGGAAAGCAUCAACAACAGGCCUAACAACCUGCGCCUUAAAGGGUCCGAGCAGCUGAGCAAGCAUGGGCAGGGGGCGUCCGAGGACAACAUCAUCAACAAGUUUGGCUCUUCAUCCAAGCUGACCAAGAGGAAAAACAAAGACCUGAAAAAGAGCAUCCCGGAAGAUGUACGCAAAAUAUAUGAGACCUUCCGGAGCUACUCCUUGGAUGAGGAGAAGAAAGAGGAAGAUUCAGAGAAAGUGUGUCACUCAGAGCAUUCCAGUACUGCCGCCCUCACCAAUUGUAUUGAGCAGCACUUGGACCUAGAGAAUGGUAUGAUCCCCAGUGAAACCAAAGAAAGGGAACAUGAAAACAAAUCAUUACUUGAAGACAGAAAUUAAAUGUAACAAAACAAAACACUGACUCUAAUGAACCAAUGUUUGUCUUUUAUAUAUGUACAAGAUAUAUAUAGAAAGAUAGAUAUAUGUAUCAAGACAUGUGCCUUAUACAGACUCCUAAUUCAGUCUGAAUUCCAUAACAUCCUAGAAUAUUUCACUGUGCCAUAAUGAUGGAAGUUUGCUCUGCCAAAAGAAAUCGUGAAUAUGACACUGGAAAAUGGCAUCUGAAGGUGGAAUAUUGACAAUGUCAGCCUACAUAUGCUAACCAUGGGGGAACUUCAAAGUGCUUUGGUGAUACAGCUGGAAAGGUGAACACCACGGUGGGAGUGUGUGGGAGCAAAGACAGACCAUUUUGGGAAGUGAGGAAAGAAGGCCUCUGUUUAUCUUUUCAGUGGAUCACAAGUUCAUUGCUUCUCUCACUGCUGAAUUUGUUUUAUUUUAUCAAAAGGCAAAAUAAUGGGGUGAACACUCAAGUUUAAAAUAAGGCAGUGCUUAUGAUUUGGCAUCGGAUGCAAAUACAAUUGUUCUCCCAUUUUGUAUUUU
Molecule: messenger RNA, 2160 nt
Organism: Rhineura floridana
Lineage: Eukaryota; Metazoa; Chordata; Lepidosauria; Squamata; Rhineuridae
Gene: KCNK10
Product: potassium two pore domain channel subfamily K member 10
Exons: 7
Coding region: 1-1620 (539 amino acids)
Biological process (GO): potassium ion transmembrane transport; stabilization of membrane potential
Cellular component (GO): membrane
Molecular function (GO): potassium ion leak channel activity
Source: RefSeq, a predicted model, not a curated record